CAGCAGCCCUAACACACACCGCCGCCGCCGGCACCUCCUCUUCCCAUCUCGUCGAAGGUUGCCGGCCGGUCAGGAGAUGGCUUCGCCUCUGACGGACCUCGCCGACCACCUCCUGGCCGAGAUCUUCCUCCGGCUGCCCGACCCGGCCGACCUCGCCCGCGCCUCCGCCGCCUGUGUCACCUUCCGCCAAAUCUCCACCGACCGCUCCUUCCUUCGCAGAUUCCGCCGCCUCCAUGCACCACCAAUCCUCGGAUUCCUCUGGGCCGGCGGCAUGUUCUAUCCCACUCUGCCGCCUCACCCCUGCGCGCCCGCCGCCCACGCGCUCAACCUCGCGGCCGACUUCUACUUCUCCUUCAUCCCCUCCCACUACCGAAAAUAUAUUUUAGAGCAUAUGCACCCAGGCCCUCUCUAUCUAACCAUCCAUUUUUUGCUUUAA
Molecule: messenger RNA, 436 nt
Organism: Triticum aestivum (bread wheat)
Lineage: Eukaryota; Viridiplantae; Streptophyta; Magnoliopsida; Poales; Poaceae
Exons: 1
Coding region: 77-436 (119 amino acids)
Molecular function (GO): protein binding
Source: RefSeq, a predicted model, not a curated record